AUGAAUCAAGAAGCUAAGGCACAAGAAUGUGAGGAAAAUAUGACUAUUGCUGAGAUUUUAUUAAAGAUUGAAACUCUUCUUGAACAGCUUGGUGAAGAUUUUCGAAAAAAAUAUUCCAGAUUUAGAUCAAAAAGAAAAAAAGCAGAAUUGCUGAUUAUUUUGCAAGAG
Molecule: messenger RNA, 168 nt
Organism: Scutellospora calospora
Lineage: Eukaryota; Fungi; Glomeromycota; Glomeromycetes; Diversisporales; Gigasporaceae
Source: the annotation of a GenBank genome assembly